AUGGCUUCCAUGAUUAAUGGGCCUAAAGAAGAUGAAGCUAGACCAAUAGUGGUGGAACAGAAAAAAGAGCUAGCUUAUUGCAUGUCAAUAGAAGAGGAUGAGGAAAAGAAUGGAGUAGGCGAAUGGUAUUCUGACAUCCUACAGUAUGUCAAGGAUGGAACAUACCCAAUGUCUACAGAUAAGAAUGACCAAUUGACCAUCAAAAGGCUAUCUACUAACUAUAUUAUCUAUGGGGAGAGGCUUUACAGAAGAUCAUAUGAUGGAACUCAUCUCCUUAGUGUGACUGCUAAGGAAGCACAAUAG
This is a messenger RNA of Quercus lobata, 303 nucleotides long. RefSeq lists its product as uncharacterized. The record is from RefSeq and is a predicted model, not a curated record. NCBI's taxonomy places the organism in Eukaryota, Viridiplantae, Streptophyta, Magnoliopsida, Fagales, Fagaceae. The transcript has a single exon. The coding region runs from base 1 to 303 and encodes 100 amino acids.